Molecule: messenger RNA, 4512 nt
Organism: Lodderomyces beijingensis
Lineage: Eukaryota; Fungi; Ascomycota; Pichiomycetes; Serinales; Debaryomycetaceae
Source: the annotation of a GenBank genome assembly
AUGUCGAAGAGUUUCCAACUCACAAACUAUGACGACUUCUUUUCGGAGAAUAACUUCUACUCAGCAUCCAACCAUACUAGUUCGAACCAUAUCAAAAAUCUCAGAAACUCGGUGCAGAUACCCCACUCCAUCAGUACAAGGAGUCUAAAGAAUGGGCUAGACGAGACGCCUAGAGGCAAGAGGUUCUCCCAGGGAGACAAGAAGGCGAGAAAAUCGAGCCCGAAUUCGGGCUCGAGCUCCACCAGCAGGACGUCGAUGAUCAAGUCCUCGCCGUCGUUGAAGGCUCUAGAAAGUGUUCUCAAUGAACGAAGCCUACACUUUGAGAAUCCCGGGUUGAUUCUCGAAGAGGCAGACGAAGACGAGGAGGAAAAGAAAAAGGAAAGCGAGGAAGAAGAAGAAGAAGAAGAAGAAGAACAAGAGCAAGAAGAUGAAGGGAUGUUUGACUCGACCGAGUUUUUUCAUUCGACAAGAUCGCAACCAGAGUUGACCGACAAUACUACACCGUUUGAAAAGAAAAACACCACCAACGAGACGUUGGCGUCGGGACAGAGCUUUGAAACCGCGAAUGAGUUUGUGAAUGAAAAUGCAAAAAUGUCAAAACCACCACCAGCGGCAGCAGCAGCAGGUUCACAUUCGGGCAAGACACAUCAGCACACAAAGUCCUCGGUGUCAACUAUCAGCGGGAGUGGCUAUACAACAGACGAAACCCCAGUGUUGGAACAGCCUUUCACUUUCCAAAACUACACGCGCAGUUUCGACUCUCCGCUGUUGGUGCUUGUAGAAACAGGAGCCACGCAGUUUCCGUCAGAUAAAUCUAGAGAAGAAAACACUCUAAUCAACGACUCGACAGUGUCGUAUCCCGAUACCAAUGCCAACAACUCGGGUAGAAAGUACUCGAAUGAUCAGUUGUUGGAGCACAUACUGUCGAAACAGAAGAUGAGUGAAUCUGAUGUCAAGAGCUUCAUUAAGAACAAUAGCAGCGCAAACAGGAAAAAAAAAAUUAACAAUAAUAAUAAAAUUAAUUUGGACAAUACAAGGGAGAACAUGCACAAGGAGGAAAAUCCCCGAGCUACAACCACGAAUCUAAAUUACGAUUUUGACACGGAAAAGUUAUUAUUCAGCUCCGACUAUACGAGCCCAAGUCAUAUUGAUGAUCCCUGGCAAACGCAAACCAAUUUUGUCAACGAGGGUUUAGGUGUGCAAAGCUCUAAAUUUGCUAGCGACCCAACAAAUUCAACUCCAACUCCAACUCCAACUACAACUACAACUGCCAAUACCAAUACCAAUACCAAUACAAAUACAAAUACAAACACGGGCAACAACAGCCUCAAGGCUAAAAACAGAUCACUGUUAAAGCCACUAUUGGAAAGGGAGGUCUCUCAAACAAAAAAGUCAAGAAGAAGCGGCUAUUUGGAUAAAAAGCCCUUGCCGUUGAUUGCACCACAGAGCCCUUCAAAACAACUUGAACCAAAGGAGCAAGCGCCAGUACCAGCACCAGUAUCAGUACCAUAUUUAUCCUACCCCGAGACAAAAAGUUCUACUAUACCACAACAAAAUUCACCAAGGAGCCCACCGAGGAUGUGGUCAUCGAAAACCAACAAUGACACUCUUGAACAAUCGCCAACAAUUGACCCGAGAAGCCGCAAUAAAAGGUCAAACUCGUCUUUUUCCUUUAAUCUCAGCAAGAACGCAACCAAGGACACCUUAGAUGACUCGAAACCACAAGAUCAUUUGCGCAAGAGAAGUGCAACGUUGAGCGAUGUCAACAAAAUAGCGACCCAGAAUGCAGUUCAACCGGAGAAGGAAAAAAAGAAAUUAUUCAGUUUUAGGUCAUUAUUCAAGUCGAAAUCAAGAGACCAUUCUUUAAACGCCGCUGGAGCAACAGGUGCUUCUGCGGACAACGAGACUCAGGCUAGUCAAGCAACCUCCAAAUCAAACUCAGCUACCCUUGGUAAGAAUGAGCAAGUUCCUACCUUGACGAAAACCAAGUCAAACUCGUCGAUUAUGAAUGCCUGGCGCAAGCGCAGUUCGCCGGAACAGAAUACAAAUCUGGAUAAGGCAGGAGACAAAAUAGUAGACGCAAAGGAACCGCUAGCAGCAAACAACGGGUGUCAACUAGAUCAACGAACUGACUUUUUCUCGCAGCCGAGAACUACCAGCAGCGACUCAAAGCCCAGGCCGGGCUCUAUUGACUUUAUCCGGGAAGUCAGUGAACAAAGCCUUGGCCCCAAGAAGAAUCCAAACUCAAAAGGCAGCAUGAAACUGAAGCAGGGUAAGAAUCAGGAGGAAAAAGAGGAGGAAGAGGAGCAUUACGACGAUGCAGAGUCGUUAUCUUUUAAUGGAAAUAACGGUGACGACAGCUUUCUUUACGACUCCAAGAAUAUUAGCGAGAACCCGCCCAUUCAAAGAGACUCGGGAGGCAAGUACAGAGAGGAACUUCUGUUGAUGCCGCCCUUGUUUGAUUCUAACCAGUUUGGCUCUCCAUUCAGAGUCACUUACCAAAGUUCGCCUGAUUUGAAAAGACAACGCCAGCCCGAUGCAAACUCCAUAAGCUCAUCAAAUACUCGCAAGACGAGGCCACUGUCGUCGGCGUCAUUAUCUCCCAUCCCCAACGGACACCCAAGUACUAGAGACAAGAGCCUGCAAUUACUAGGAGAAACGUUAUUUCCAAGGUCCUUGGACGCGCACGAAGUAGAGAGUAUAAUAUCUUUGGAAAAGUCUCGGUCGAUCAGGUCGGUCAGGUCCAAUAAGCGGAGUUCGUUUAUCAAUUACGAUGGGAGCGACGAUAACAUUGUUCAAUACCAUGGACCAGCGGCUUUACCCCCAGCUAGUGGCGUUGUCAGGACAAGCUCGAUUUUGAGAAACUCAACUAGUGUGAGAAGCAAUCUAGAUGGCGAAGUUUCUGAAGUGAAUUUGAUCGACGCCAACGUUUUGAACCCCAGUCCAUUACCAAAACCUUUUGGCACACCUGCUGAACCGGUUGGCCACGAUUCAAUCAAUUACGAGGAUUUUAUCGAAUUCCGAGAUUACCUUGACGUUGACAAUUUAAAGUUUAAUUAUUCUCCACAAGCUGUUGGCAGCCCCGUUAGUGUGAAACGUGAGGUUGAACUUCCAACUCGUAACAUGAGAGAGUUGCUUCUGGAAGUGGCUCACGGUGCUGAAGAUAUUGGUGAACCACCAAUCAUAGUAUUGGAGGCGUAUAAUCACGAAAACAGUGCCAAUAGGCAUUCCAUCCCCGAGGAUGCCACAAUCGAUGCAAAACAGCUUGGUCGUGAUGAUAAUGAUGAUGAUGAUGAUGCCGUUGUCGAUGCUCCCUCCAUAACCGUCGAUGAAACACCACAGCCUCAACUACCUUUACAGUCGGUGCCGUUCCCCAAUAGCUCAUUCAGCCAUGCAACUGCCGUUCCGAUUGUCAUUGAUUCGUCUACGCCGUCACCUUCCCCGCUCUCGAUGAGCCAAACGGAGUCUCCAAAGACCAGUGUCGAGGUUGAGAACAAGCAUGAAGAUAAGGAAGACAAGGAAGACGAGGACAAUGAUGAGGAUAAUGACGGAGAUGAGGAUGAGGACGAGGAUGAGGUUCACGACACAGAGGAAACCGCGCCUGCAAUUGAUGAAGAAGAAUCCGGCGACGAUUCUUUCCAAUUUGAGACGCGGGAAAAGGCUGACAAAGUUGGUGGGAUUGAAAUGGAGCAGACAAAGGCAUCACGCAUUUUACAAACUGCACUCAAGUCGAAUGAGUUCAAGUCGAAGUUCAGUAAUCGCCCAAUGUCAAUGUCUUUCAAGGGAUUGAACCCGUCAAAGUUGAACAGCAAGUUUAGUGGACACAAUAUGCGAAGCGGUGGAUCGCAUCAAUCACUAACGGUAUCUUUUACGGACGAUUCAUCAUCCGUAGGAGCUGGUUUUGGCACAUCGGAUGGAGAAGACGAGGACGAGGAGGAGGACGAAGAGGAAGAGGAGAAUGAAAACGAUUAUGCUGAUGAGGAAGCGCUACUCGAGGAGUACGAAAAGGAAAACAUGGUUCCAAAUAUGAAAAUGACGAGCGAUGUAUCUGCAGAACUGCCCUCAUUGCAGACGCCUCCAACCAAAUCUAUGGCUAGAUUCGGCAGGGAAAGCUCGCUGGUUAACUACUCGCCACCGCAACAGCCACAACCUCCUUUUGGCCAGAGAUUUGUGCACAACAAAAUCCCUUCGAUAUCCGAUCAAUCGUCUACAAGUUCAUCUCCCAGGUCAUUCACGUCAAUCUUGAAUAAGUGGAAGAAAAGCAACUACAAUACGCAGCAGCUACCCAGACCACCCCCGCCUCCACCGACUAAGCAAUCUGGAGUCAGGUUCAGCUCAAGAAUCAUUCUUUACGACACUUAUAACGGGGAAGAAUAUGAUCGUCACCCAGAUACAGCCACAUGUAACCAAUUGACGCCGCUCUUGGCGCAGCAGAUUAAGGAAGAGAUGAAUUUGAUCAAGCUGGAAAUGGAAGUUCAUGUUGAUAGUAGAUGUUAUACACAGUUCUUUUAA